Messenger RNA from Trametes versicolor FP-101664 SS1, 1158 nucleotides. Its product is annotated as aryl-alcohol dehydrogenase. Lineage: Eukaryota; Fungi; Basidiomycota; Agaricomycetes; Polyporales; Polyporaceae. The transcript has 7 exons. The record is from RefSeq and is a predicted model, not a curated record. The coding region runs from base 1 to 1158 and encodes 385 amino acids.
AUGUCUGACCUCUGGGCCCCCGCUCCCCCGCCGCCGACCGCGCUCGGCCGCCACCGCCGUCUCUCCGCCCUCGCCGGCGUGCACGUCUCGCCCAUCUGCCUCGGCGCGAUGAGCAUCGGCGACAAGUGGGCGCCGUUCGGGAUGGGCGCGAUGGACAAGGCGGGCAGCUUCAAGCUGCUCGACGCGUUCUACGAGGCGGGCGGGAACUUCAUCGACACCGCGAACAACUACCAGGACGAGAGCUCGGAGGAGUUCCUGGGCGAGUGGAUGGAGACGCGCGGGAUCCGCGACCAGAUGGUCAUCGCUACGAAGUUCACGACCGACUACAAGAGGGGCAAGACGGACAUUAAGCAGCACAGCGCUUAUGUCGGGAACAGCACGAAGUCGCUGCAUAUCUCGGUCGAGCAGUCGCUCAAGAAGCUGCGCACCUCGUACAUCGAUAUCCUUUACGUUCACUGGUGGGACUACACCACCAGCAUAGAAGAACUGAUGAACGGCCUCCAUGCCUUGGUGCUCGCCGGCAAGGUCCUGUACCUGGGCGUCUCAGACACCCCGGCCUGGGUCGUCGCCAAGGCGAACCAGUACGCGCGCAUGAGCAACCAGACGCCGUUCUGCGUCUACCAAGGCGCCUGGAACGUCCUGCAGCGCGACUUCGAGCGCGAGAUUAUCCCGCUGGCGCGCUCCGAAGGCAUGGCGCUCGCGCCGUGGAACGUCCUCGCCGCCGGCAAGAUCAGGACUGACGAAGAAGAGCAGCGCCGUCGCGAGACGGGCGAGAAAGGCCGCACGAUUCGGGACCCACGGUGGGAGCGCAACGAGACCGAGCGCAAGGUCGCGAAGGUCCUUGAGGGGGUCGCCGCGAAGGUGGGCGCGUCCAACAUCCAAGCAGUCGCCAUCGCGUACGUGAUGCAGAAGGUCCCGUACGUCUUCCCCAUCAUCGGUGGGCGCAAGGUCGAGCACCUGCACGCGAACCUCGAGGCGCUCAGCAUCGCGCUGGAAGACGAACACAUCAAGGAGAUCGAGGCCGCGGUGCCUUUCGCGCCGGGAUUUCCCCACGACCUCUUCGGCGAUGGAACGGACUAUGCGUUCGCGUCCAAGAUUGCCGGGACGUUCGACGCGUGGCCCGUCCAGAAGGCGAUUCGUCCCGCUUCUACGAAGUGA